Messenger RNA from Drosophila serrata, 1881 nucleotides. RefSeq names its product SET and MYND domain containing, arthropod-specific, member 3 (gene SmydA-3). NCBI's taxonomy places the organism in Eukaryota, Metazoa, Arthropoda, Insecta, Diptera, Drosophilidae. The record is from RefSeq and is a predicted model, not a curated record.
AACAUUUUUUUCUCGUUUUAAAAAUACGUGUUGUAACGGUCAAAAUAAAUACUGUGGUGCCAUAGAAAGUAGUUAAUUAACUCAAUCACUACUUGACAGCAAUUGAUUUUUUUAGGUACACAUGGACCUAUUUUAAGAACUCCCAGCAGCCGCUCCACCCGACCGCAUCCCAUGGCAUCAGAGCAUCAGUCGGUGUAAUGUGCAUUGCGAGUGUAGCGACAGCAUGUUGAAGGCCCGUCUGGAGCAGGACGCCGUCUUCGGACGCUGCCUGGCCACCGCGUCGUCCGUGCGUCGCGGGGAUCUGGUUCUGGAGGAGCUGCCCUUCGCUCGGGGCCCGAAACGGGACAGCGGCAUCGUGUGCCUCGGUUGCUACCAGUUCCUGCAGUUCGGCGAGGAUGGCGAUUCCCUGGAUCGCUGCGAGAUCUGCGAUUGGCCACUAUGCGCAUCGUGUGCCGGUGGGGAUGACGCCACCGAUCAUAGCAACGAAUGCGAGAUCUUCUCCGCCGCACGUGUCACUUUCGCCGGGAAUGUGAGCGACGAUGGCGUCUGUACGCAAUUAGAUUGCAUAACACCAUUGAGGGUUCUUUUGGCCAAGGAGGCGAAUCCGGCGAGAUGGGAAAGCGAAGUGGCCCCCAUGGAGCAUCACGAGGAGGAACGUAAACAGGAUGCAGAUUUGUGGCAUGCGGAUCGCGUGAACAUUGCUCAGUAUUUGCGGGGUCCCUGCAAGCUGGCCUCUCGAUUCAGCGAGGAGCUAAUUAUGCAGGUGGUGGGAGUCCUAGAGGUGAACGCCUUUGAGGCCAGAACUUCGAGGGGCUAUCCAUUGAGGUGUCUGUAUCCGUACACUGGCAUUCUGGCCCACAACUGUGUGCCGAACACAUCGAGGAGCAUCUAUCCCAGCGAGGGGUUCAAAAUUCGCCUGCGAGCUAUGGUGGAUCUGGAGGAAGGUCAGCCCCUGCAUCACAGCUACACCUACACCUUGGAUGGCUCCGCUCAGAGGCAAAACCAUCUACGGCAGGGGAAGUACUUUGUCUGCCAAUGCGAUCGCUGCCUGGAUCCCACCGAACUGGAGACGCACUUCUCCAGCCUGAAGUGCGGACAGUGUGCCGAGGGUUACCAAGUCCCCUGGCAGCCUACGGACUCCGAUACCAGUUGGAACUGCAGCACCUGUGGCGCUAUCACAAGCAAUCCGGAGGUUCAGGCAAUGUUACAAUCUCUGCAAUCGGAGGUUAAUACCGUCCAAGCCGUGGAUAUGGGCCCAAAGCGUCUGGAGGAGGCCGAACGUUUGCUGCGCAAGUACAAGUCCCUGCUGCAUCCGAUGCACUACAUCGCCACGGGGUUAAGGCAGCUGCUUAUCGAGAUGUAUGGACGGGUGCAGGGCUACGAAAUGGUCCAGUUGCCAGAUCACCAGCUGGAGCGCAAGGCACAACUAUGUCGCGAGGUGCUGCAAGUGCUGAACUCCUUUGAACCUGGCCUGAGUCGCACACGCGCAAUGAAUCUGUACGAGAUGCACGUUCCGCUGGUUCUGCUGGCCAAAAGCGGUUUCAUAGCCAACAAACUGAAGGGUGGCGAGCUACGUGCCCGGCUUGUCGAUGCCAUCGAUCUGCUGAAAGAGUGCGUGGAGAUCCUGGAGUUCGAGGACCAAAGUUCACAGGAGGGCGUGCUCUGUGGAGUGGCCAAGCAGGCGCUGAAACAACUGAGCCUGAGUGUUGAGGGCCUGGGAAGUGAGCUCGAUUGAACGUAUUUACUUAUGCAUAUCAGAUAGCUUUAUUGGAAAAACUGUUCAAGUGGGGCAAUCUCUUUCGGAUGGUGGUGGUGUUACAUUGAAUAACUCUUUAGUGCUUGAAGGUCCAAAAAGAACAAUAAACUACAACUUAAAAUCGA